Messenger RNA from Symbiodinium sp. CCMP2592, 468 nucleotides. The record is from the annotation of a GenBank genome assembly. NCBI's taxonomy places the organism in Eukaryota, Dinophyceae, Suessiales, Symbiodiniaceae.
AUGGCGCUGCCUCUGCUACUACCUGCUUCUGCUCCUGCUCCUGCUGUUGCUGCUGCUGUUGCUGCUGCCGUGCUGCCGCUCUCGCUCCCGCUCCGGCUGCAGCUGCUGCUGCUGCCGCUCCUGCUCCUGCUACUCCUACUGCUACCCCGCUACGGCUACGGCUACGGCUGUGGCUCCGGCUCCGGCUACUGCUUACUGCUUCCUGCUUACUGCUACUACUGCUGGUACUGCUACCGCCUACAGCUACAGCUACUGCUACCGCUACUGCCACCGCCACUGCCGCGACUGCUGCUGCUGUUACUGUUACUGCUACUGCUACUGCUACUGCUACUGCUACUUGCUACUGGCACUGGCACUGGCACUGCUACUGCUACUGCUACUGCUACUGCUAGUGCCACUACUAUGACGGUCACCUGCUGCUGCUACUACUACUACUACUACUACUACUACUGUUACUACUACUACUAA